This is a messenger RNA of Aphidius gifuensis, 7689 nucleotides long. RefSeq names its product sortilin-related receptor-like. Gene Ontology annotation, molecular function: protein binding. Gene Ontology annotation, cellular component: Golgi apparatus; membrane. NCBI's taxonomy places the organism in Eukaryota, Metazoa, Arthropoda, Insecta, Hymenoptera, Braconidae. Bases 40 to 6660 code for a protein of 2206 amino acids. The record is from RefSeq and is a predicted model, not a curated record. The transcript is spliced from 5 exons. Gene Ontology annotation, biological process: post-Golgi vesicle-mediated transport.
UACACAAUUUUAGACUGGCAAAAAGUCAGUCUGGACAAGAUGGCCGCCCGGUUGACAUCGUCCUUCUAUCAUUUUACUCUAUUAUUGCAUUUAUUUUUAUUAAUUAAUUAUAAUUAUGGUGAAAGAUUUGGUGAUCCAACAACGACAUUACAUGUUGAUGAUGAUAGUUUAAAAAAUAAUAAUAUAUUUGUUAUUGAUAAAAAUAACUUUGAUGAUGAUGAUGGUGAUAUGUCAUUAUCACGCAUUAGAAGAGAUGCUCCGGAUUCCAAAGAUUUACCAAUAAGUGCAUCACAUAAUAUUUCCACCAAGGUAAAUGUACUGAAUGAUUCACAUCAACAAUUAAUGGUACAUUGGGUUGGUGAAAAAUCCAGUGUUAUUAUUUGUUUGGCAAGAGAUAGUGCAUCAAAUUCAAGAAUUGUAUCAUCCGGAACAACUCAACCAAGUGCUGUUUACAUUAGUUAUGAUUAUGGUGAUACAUUUGAAAAUAAAACUGAAUCAUUUAAAUUUGAAAGUGAUUCAAAAAUACAAUAUGCAACAUUGGAUAAAUUUUAUAAUCAUCCAAAAUUUAAUUCUUAUGUUGUAUUUGCAGACAGUGCAAAUAGUAUUAUAUUUAUAACAAAUGAUAAUGGAAAAAAUAUAAUAACAGUGCCAUUACCAUUUCAUCCAAGUGAAAUAUCAUUUUAUGAAGAUAAUCCAAAUUACAUUGUUUCAUUAGAUAAAAUUGAUUCAAAACGACAGCUAUGGAUGUCACGUGAUAUGGGUAAAAAUUGGUUUAUCAUACAUGAAUAUGUACAUUCAUUUUUUUGGUCACCAUUAAAAAAAAAAAGUAUACUUAUUGAAAGAUCAGAACCAUCUGGUUUACAUACUGUUGUUGAAUUAGAUUUAACACAAGCUGAAAAUUGGAUACGUAUUAAUACUAAAAAAGUCAUACAAAAUAUUGUUGAUUUUCAUUUACGUGGUGAUUAUAUGUUUGCUACAAUGAAAGAUAAUAAUGAUAAUAUUUCUAAUAAAAAUAAUACAAAUAAUACAAAUACAAAUGAUAAUUUAUCAUUAUGGAUAUCAUAUAAAGGACAACCAUUUAUUAAAUCACAAUUUAAUACUGAAUUAGAUCGUAAAAAUUAUCAUAUAUCAGAUGUUACAAAUGACAGAAUAUUUGUUGCAGUAUCACAUGGACAAAAUCUCGUUAAUUUAUAUGUAUCAGAAUUAAUUGAUAAAUUAACAGCAAGAUUUGUAUUAUCACUUGAGGGUGUAUUAACAUAUUUUCCAAAUUCAACAUGGAAAGAUAGUUGGUUAAAAGAUGUUGCAAAUGAAGCAUUUACUGAUUUAUAUAAAGUUGAAGGUUUACGUGGUAUUUAUAUUGUAUCACAAAUUAAAGAAAUACCAAAAGGUACAUCAAUUGGUCCAGAACAUUUAAUGUCAUUAAUAACAUUUGAUCAUGGUGCAACAUGGAAUAAAAUAAAAGCACCAACAGCAAAUCAUGAAGGUUUUUUUGUAAAUUGUCAAAAUGAUUGUUCAUUACAUUUAAGUCAAAAAUUUAAUCAAUUAUAUCCAGUAACACGUUCUGUAUCAAUAAUGAGUUCAAAAUCAGCACCAGGUAUUAUUAUGGCAACUGGUGUUAUGGGUACUAGUUUAAAAGGACAUCCUGGUUUAUAUGUAUCACGUGAUGCUGGUUUAACAUGGAAACAAGUAUUAAAAGAUUAUUAUUUUUUUAAUAUGGGUGAUCAUGGUGGUGUAUUAGUUGCUGUUAAAUAUUUUAAAUCACGUGGUGAAACACGUGAUUUAUCAUAUUCAAUUGAUGAAGGUAAAACAUGGACAGUACAUAAAUUUAGUGAUGAAAUGUUACGUGUUUAUGGUUUAAUGACUGAACCUGGUGAAAAUACAACAAUAUUUACAAUGUUUGGAUCAAAUUCUGGACUACAUAAAUGGCUUAUUAUUAAAGUUGAUGUACGUAAUGUAUUUGAGCGUGAUUGUCAAGAUGAUGAUUUUAAAUUUUGGUCACCAUCAAGUACUGAAGAUGAUAGACAAGGUAUGUCAUGUAUACUUGGUAAAAGAGAAAUAUAUAAAAGACGUGGACAAACAUUUAAUUGUUAUACUGGUAUUGAUUAUGAUAGACCAGUUAAAUUUGAAACAUGUCUAUGUGAUUAUGAUGAUUAUGAGUGUGAUUUUGGUUUUAUUAAAAAUGGUAAUCCAUCACAUUGUGUACGUGAUACAUUAAAUAAUAAUUAUGAUCCAUAUGAAAUACCAAAAUCUUGUUUACCUGGUGAUUUUUAUAAUCGUACAAAAGGUUAUCGUAAAAUUGUUGAUGACGAAUGUUCUGCUGGUCGUUAUAAAAAAUUUGAACCAGAUGAAAUACCAUGUCCAAUAACUGAACCAUCAGAAUUUUUAUUAGUUGCACAAAGAGAACAUAUAUCACGUAUUGAUUUAUCAACACAAAAAAUUGAAGUAUUACCAAUACAUGAUUUAAAAAAUGUCAUUGCAAUUGAAUAUGAUUUAAAUAUGAAUUGUUUAUAUUGGGCUGAUAUUGUUAAUGAUACAAUUGGUAGACAAUGUUUUAAUGAUGGUACAAGUUAUCCAGAAAUACUUAUUGAAACAGAAUUAAGUUCAAUUGAAGGUAUGGCAUUUGAUUGGAUAUCAAAAAUAUUAUAUUUUGUUGAUGGUGUUAAAACACGAAUACAAAUAAUACGUACUGAUACAACAAAACAUGGUAGAAUGAGAAAAACAAUAUUAAAUUCUGAUAAUUUACAAAAACCACGUGGUAUUGCUGUACAUCCAAUGAUGGGUUAUAUGUUUUGGACUGAUUGGGCACCUGGUAAUGCAUCAGUAUCACGUGCAAAUCUUGAUGGUAGUAAUGUUAAACGUUUAUUUACAAAAGGUACUGUUGAAUGGCCAAAUGGUAUUACAAUUGAUUAUAUUGCUGAACGUAUUUAUUGGGUUGAUGCACGUGAAGAUUAUAUUGGUUCAUCUGAUUAUGAUGGUAAAAGAUUUAAAAAAAUUAUCAGUGAUGAUGAACGUGUAUCACAUCCAUUUGCUGUUGCUGUAUUUAAAGAUAAUAUGUAUUGGGAUGAUUGGAAACAAUCAAUGAUAUUUUUAGCUGAUAAAAAUCAUGGUGCUGGUGUGACAUCAACAUUUGGAAUGUUGACUGGUUUAAUGGAUUUAAAAGUAUUUGCUCAUUCAGUACAAACUGGAACAAAUAAAUGUGCAAAUAAUACAUUAUGUGAAUAUAUUUGUCUUGGUGCACCAAAUGAUAAUUAUGAAUGUUUAUGUCCAGAUGGUAUGGAGUUUGUUGGUACUAAAUGUAUGUGUCCUGGUGGUGUAUUACCAUCAGUUAAUUCAACAUGUCCACGUAUUGCAAAUAGUUGUGCAUCAAAUCAAUAUGCAUGUAAAAAUGGUGCAUGUGUACCAGAAUUUUGGCAUUGUGAUGGUGAAAAUGAUUGUGGUGAUAAUUCAGAUGAAUCAUUAUGUAAAAAACCAACAUGUCCACCAAAUAGUUUUGAGUGUGAUGGUGAUAAAUGUAUACCAAAAUAUUGGAUGUGUGAUUUAGAUCGUGAUUGUCGUGAUGGACAAGAUGAAUUAAAUUGUAAAUAUAUUAAUUGUACUGAGACACAAUUUAGAUGUGACAAUGGUAGAUGUAUAUCACACAGAUGGUAUUGUGAUGGUGAAGAUGAUUGUCGUGAUGGUUCUGAUGAAAAAAAUUGUUCACGUGAUAUACAUCCAACAACAUGUAAAACAGAUGAAUUAACAUGUGAAUCAGAUAAAGCAUGUAUACCACGUACAUGGCAAUGUGAUGGUGAAGCUGAUUGUGAAGAUCAAUCUGAUGAAAAAGAUUGUUCAUCACGUGUUUGUAUGGAUUGGCAAUUUACAUGUAAUUCAAAACAUGAUACACGUAAUUGUAUUUAUAGAUCAUGGGUUUGUGAUGGUGAUGAAGAUUGUAAAGAUGGUUCUGAUGAAUUAAAUUGUUCAUCAUUAACAACAACACCAUCAACACUAUCAACAACAAUAAUACUACCAACAGAUUCAAUAACAUUACCAACAGCAUCAUGUACUGAUUGGAUGUUUUUAUGUAAUAAUAAAAAAUGUGUACCAUACUGGUGGAAAUGUGAUAGUGUUGAUGAUUGUGGUGAUGGUUCAGAUGAAUUUGGAUGUAGUAUAUCAGAUAUUAAUACAGAUACAAAUACAAAUACUGGUGGUACUGGUACAUCAAUUGAUUGGCCAACAUCUGAUAUACCAAAAAUACCAUCACCACCACGUGUUUGUCGUGAUCAUCAAUUCCAGUGUUACAAUGGUAAAUGUGUUGAUGAUGCAUGGGUUUGUGAUGGUACAAAUGAUUGUGAAACUGGUGAAGAUGAGUUACACUGUGAUCGUACACAUGUUGGUUGUCAUUCAGAUGAAUUUAUGUGUCGUAUUGAUGGUACAUGUAUACAAUUAUCAAAAAUAUGUAAUGGCAUUGAAGAUUGUCCAGAUCGUAGUGAUGAACUUGGUUGUCAUAAUGAUAAUCAUCCUUCAACACCAACAACAAUACCAUCAUGUUAUCCUGGCUAUUUUCCAUGUGAUGAAACACGUUGUCUUGGUUUUAAUUCAUAUUGUGAUGGUAAACAUGAUUGUUUUGAUGGUACAGAUGAGGCUAAUUGUGAAAAAAAUAAUUCACGUGUUUAUCAAGUUAUGGUUAUGAGUCUUGAUUCACAAUUAACAAAUUCAACAAGUUUAUCUUUAUACUGGUGGAUGCGUGUACCAAAAAAUAUAACAUUUGAAUUUUUACCAUCAAUUUGUAAUUUAGAAAUUGAACCACAUAAAUGGAUUAAUUCAACAAGCUGGAUUAAUGAUAAUGAACAUAAAUUUUAUAAUUUACAGCCAUAUUCACGUUAUAAUGUAACAGUGUAUGUUAGAGUUAAAGGACAAACAACAGUAUAUCCACCAUAUAAAUAUUGGACAUAUAAAACAACUGAGGGUAUACCAUCAGAACCAUGGAAUGUUGUUGCGACACAAAAUAAUGGUACUAAAAUAACAAUUACAUGGAGACAACCAGUACAUCCAAAUGGACCAAUAACAGCAUAUGAAGUAUCAAUAACACCACCAUUACCACCAAAAACAUUUAUCAAACAAAAAACAACAGUAACAUUUGAACAUCCAUUUGAGACUGAUACAAAUUAUUCAAUAUGGGUUAUUGCUAAAAAUCAUAAUUUUAAAUCAAAACCAUCAAGUGUUGUACAAUUUACAUUUGAUGAAUCAGCAAAUAUUGAUGAUAUACGUGAUUUACGUGUACUUGAAACAACAAAUCAUUCAGUACAUUUAUCAUGGCAGAAAUUAAAAGACGUUGAUAGUUAUGAUAUAACACCAAGAGGACCACAACAAUUAUAUCCAAUAUUACCAACUUUAACAACAAAUAAAAAUGAUUAUAUUGUUGAUGGACUUGCACCAGGUGUUAAUUAUACAUUUGAAGUUAAUGCUAAAAAAAAAUCAUAUAUUGGAAAAAUUGUAUCUGUACAAGGUUCAACAAAAGAUUUACCAUUACCAACAAUAAUGCAUUUACAAGUUGAAACUAGAAAAUUAACAAGUACAACUGUUAAACUUAAUUGGGAUCCACCAAAAAGUCAACGUAAAAUUAAAUGGCAAUAUGCUAUACAUUAUGGUUUAAAUAUGCAUGAAUUAUUUAGUCAAGCUAAAAUAUUAACUAAAAAUUUAACACAUACAAUAAAAGAACUUGAAGCAUGUGAAUCAUAUUUAUUUGCUGUUGGUGUUAAUGAUAAUUCAUAUGGUGCUGGUCCAUUAAGUGAACCAGUUAAUGUACAAACACAUUAUAAUGCACAAGCACCACCAAAAUCAUUACGUGUUGCACCAUUAUUACAACCAGAUUCAAUUAUAUUAUCAUGGAGUUCAUCAUGUAGAAUAAUGGAUGAACCGGUUAAUUAUACAAUUACCAUUAAUGAAUUAACAACAAAUAAUAAAACUACAAUACAAAUACCAUCAACAAAUCAAACUUUUAUUAAACAUACAUUUAAUUCAAUACAUUAUGGUGGUAAAUAUGAAAUUACUGUAUCAACUGGUGUUUGGGGUGCAAAACCAAGUAAAUCAAUUAUUUAUGAAGCACCAUAUAUAUUACCACCUCAUGAAUUUGUUGUAACACCAGAUGGUGGUAAAUAUUUUCUUUAUUGGCAAGAACGUGCUUUACCAAAAAGUCUUGAAAAUAAAACAAAAUAUCAUUAUGAAAUAUUGGUAAAUGAAAAUGAUAAUACAGUUAAUCUUAAAAGUGCCAAAGUUUAUAAAGUUGAUUUACCACCAUUUAUAUAUAAAGAUGCUAAACCAGAUAAAAUGUAUUCAUUUGGUGUUAGGCUUGUUACUGAUGAUGGAUAUCAAAGUUUAAUAAGUGAAGUACAGAGUAUACGUACACCAACUGCUGAAGCAUGGCCAACUACAAUGAAACCAUCAAGUGUAUUGUCAUACUCAAUACCAUUGUGUUUAUUAAUCAUUGGUCUUGGUGCUGGUCUUGCAUAUUUUGUUGUAAGACACAGAAGAUUGUCAAAUAGCUUUACACAAUUUGCCAAUAGUCAUUAUGACACACGACGAGGUCAAGCAACUUUUCCAGGAACGACUGAUCCACUUGAUGAUGAUGAUAGUCCUGUAAUUCGAGGAUUUUCAGACGAUGAACCAUUGGUAAUUGCGUAAAUUAUAUUUAAUAAAAUUGUCAUUUAUAGUAACAAAUGAUAAAAACGAAAAAAAAAAUAAUAAUAAUAAAAAAAAUACAAAUUUUAUCAUCAUUAUUAAUAUUAUUAAUUAUUAUUAUUAUUAUUAAUUAUUAUAAGCAUUAUGAAUAAUUCAAAGACACUAUUAUCAAUUUAUUUUGAAUAAUAGAUAGAAAUUUAAUGAUUGUUUAAAAGACGUCGUAAAUGGAAGCGAACAGAAUUUCACGCUUGUAAUAUUUUUUACCAAGAUGAGAAAAAAAAGGAAAAAAAAAAAACUGAAAUCGAUCCCUUUUUUUUUUUUUCUUUAAGCUUUAUUUUUCUUUCAAAUUAAUUUUUUUUUUUUUUCUAUUAUUGUUCGUUUCCGUUGUCGCUCAAUUGCGCAAUGAAGAACUGUACAUAUUUUCAAUUAUUCUGCGUCGCUUUGCUUUCUCAUAUAUAUAAAUAUAUAUAUAUUUUUUUUUUUUCAUAAUUUUUUUGUUGUUUAAUUGCCAUAAUUGUCGUUAUAAAAUUAACAAAUAAUAUAUGUCAAAAACAGGUUCUAUAAAUAUACAAUUACAGAUAUAAAUACAAAAUUUUUAAAAACUUUUUUUACGAUAAUUGUCAGUCGAUGGGUUAAAAAUUAACAUGCAUAUUUACAGACACAAAAAAACAAAAAAAAUGCGAACGAAUAAAUUAUCGAUGACUUGAUAAAAAUUAAAAAGCCACAUCGAACAUUUGCUAAAAAAAAAUAAAAGAAAUAAAUGACUGUCAUUGAAAUAUAAUUGCACUUAAAAUUUUUUAAAACAGUUAUUUUAUAAUUUGUGUUUAGCCUAAAUUUAUAUACAAAAAAAAUUAAUAUAAAUUUCAUCAUGAUUUUUUAAUAUAUUAAGCAAAUUUUUUUAUUCAACAACAAUGUACUCUACAUAUUUACCAGAUGUUGUUUUUAAUGGAUAAGUAACUUUGAUACGUUUACAUUGAAAUAUUAAAAUAAGAAAAAUUAAAAAAAAAAAAUACAUAUUAUAUAAAUAAAUUA